Molecule: messenger RNA, 429 nt
Organism: Cokeromyces recurvatus
Lineage: Eukaryota; Fungi; Mucoromycota; Mucoromycetes; Mucorales; Mucoraceae
Product: ubiquitin-conjugating enzyme/RWD-like protein
Exons: 3
Source: RefSeq, a predicted model, not a curated record
GUUAAUGAUGCUAAUUUAACCGAGAUCCAAGCCUGGAUCAGAGGUCCAGAUAGUACACCCUAUGAAGAAGGAUAUUUCAAAGUAAAGCUAAAUAUAGAUGAAGGAUUCCCUAAUACACCGCCUAAAGGCUAUUUCAUAACAAAGAUAUUUCAUCCAAACGUAUCUUCAGCUGGUGAAAUUUGUGUAAAUACAUUAAAAAAGGAUUGGAAAUCAGAACUUGGGAUAGAGCAUAUUCUGCUGACGAUUAAAUGUCUUUUGAUUGUGCCAAAUCCAGAAUCAGCAUUAAAUGAAGAAGCUGGACGACUUUUAUUAGAACAAUAUGAAGAUUAUGCAAAACGAGCACGUUUAUAUACAUCUAUUCAUGCUAAAUCAGGAAAAACUGAAUUUUGGAAUUUGUCAAGGGAAGAAUCACAAGAUCAAGAAAAUGAU